AUGGUGAAACCUUACUUGGGCCUGCGAGGCAAGAGCCUUGUGCGUGCGAUGAUCAUCUCGGUUGUCAUGCCGUCCUAUUUCAUGCUAGGUUACAACAAUGCCGCUGCCGGAGGCUUGCUCGAGCUUGACACCUUCGUGGAACAGUUUCCUAGCUUGGAUACUGUGCACACGGAGGGAGCUAAGAAGGCGCAGAACGCACGCAUUCAGGGUACCAUCGUGGCGCUUUAUACUGUCGGAUGCAUGAUAGGAUCUCUUUGCUGCCUCAAGCUUGGUGAUAUAUUUGGACGCGUUAGAACCAUCAUGAUCGGAGCUGUGGUAACGGUGAUCGGAUCUAUUCUCCUUUCAAGCAGCUUUACAUUGGCUCAACUGCCCGUUAGCCGCCUAGUAUUAGGAAUCGGGUUCGGAUGCAUCACGUCUACGGUGCCAGUCUGGCAAUCGGAAUCUUCCCCGGCGGCGCACCGUGGAGCUCUUGUCUGCCUUGAGGGACUCUUUGCCAGCGGCGGUUUGGCCAUUUCACAAUGGAUAGAGCUGGGACUCUCAUUCACCGAGGGGUCCAUCAAUUGGCGGUUCCCAUGGGCGCUGCCCAUCUUGUUUGCUGCUUGGAUUCUCAUCUGCAUCCCUUUCCUCCCAGAUUCCCCUCGCUGGCUGGUCAAGAAGGGGCGAGUGGAAGAAGCCAGUCGUAUCCUGGCUAUUCUGGCCGACCUCCCUGAAGGCUCUCCAGAAGUUGCGGCCGACAUUCAGGAAAUGCAAGAAUCCCUGGCCGAAAUGGGCAAGGGAAGCCUUCUUGGUCUUUUCCGCAACAAGGGUGACAGACUCUUGAAUCGAACCUUUCUGGCCAUGUUUGCCACAUUUUCCCAGCAAAUGAACGGAGCUGGCGUUAUCGGAUUCUACACCACCACGAUCUUUGCUGAAUAUGUCGGCCUGCCACCGUUGAUAUCCAGAAUCCUCUCCGCUUGUGUAUUCACGUGGCAAAUCGUCUGCUGUCUGGUUCCUUUCUAUACCGUUGACAGAUUUGGACGCCGAGUCUUGAUGAUAAUUGGUUCUGUUGGAAUGGGUGCCACCUUCAUUCUCCUUUCCGCCACUAUUGCUUACGCGGAACAGAGCCGGGCUUGUGCUAUCGUUGCCGCAAGCUGUGUCUUCAUCUAUGGCUUCUUCUUCUCGAUUGGUGCUUUGGGUGUCAACUACCUGUACGGCACCGAGGUUGCACCUUUGUCAUACCGUGUGCCCAUCUACGCCUUGAGUUCAACGACGCUCUGGGCCUCCAACUUCCUUGUCGUUGAGAUCACGCCCAUUGGUGUCGCAAACCUGGGCUACAAAUUUUUCAUCAUUUUUGCUGUCUUGAACCUUUGCUUAAUACUACCUGUUGUCUACUUCUUCUUCCCUGAGACACGUAUGCAGACUCUUGAAUCUCUGGAUUUGGUAUUUAGUAGCGCCAAGUCGCCUUUCCAUGUGGUUCAAAAUGCCAGAGAUAUCUCUCGGCAGGCAUGGGGUCGCAAUGAUGUUACGGAGAUUGGAAAGACGGAAUUAUCAGAAGUAUCCCAGCAUGAACUUUGA
Molecule: messenger RNA, 1554 nt
Organism: Penicillium riverlandense
Lineage: Eukaryota; Fungi; Ascomycota; Eurotiomycetes; Eurotiales; Aspergillaceae
Product: sugar porter family MFS transporter
Exons: 3
Coding region: 1-1554 (517 amino acids)
Biological process (GO): transmembrane transport; carbohydrate transport
Cellular component (GO): membrane
Molecular function (GO): carbohydrate:proton symporter activity
Source: RefSeq, a predicted model, not a curated record